This is a messenger RNA of Choloepus didactylus (southern two-toed sloth), 2583 nucleotides long. It is a transcript of the gene FSCN2, whose product is annotated as fascin actin-bundling protein 2, retinal. Lineage: Eukaryota; Metazoa; Chordata; Mammalia; Pilosa; Megalonychidae. The record is from RefSeq and is a predicted model, not a curated record. The transcript has 5 exons. Gene Ontology annotation, cellular component: actin cytoskeleton; cytoplasm. The coding region runs from base 1090 to 2568 and encodes 492 amino acids. Gene Ontology annotation, molecular function: actin filament binding; protein-macromolecule adaptor activity. Gene Ontology annotation, biological process: actin filament bundle assembly; cell migration; establishment or maintenance of cell polarity.
UCUCUCCACUCCUUGGCGUCCACAUGGUCACUGCCCAGUAUGGAGAAGGAAGGACCCCUGGCCCCGGGGCCCUGGCAGCCCCCGUCUGUCUGCCCCCACCCACCCUCGCUGCCCUGUGGGCCCACGUGUCCAUGUCAGAGAUGGAGGGCGGUGGCCCCUCGAGUGCGGGAGGCAGCCAGGAGCUGGGCCGGCUGCGGGUGUCUGUCCUGGGUCCAAUAGCCCGCCACGUCCCCAGGGUCCUGGGCGCCGGCUCCACACUCCCACGUCCCCCUCCUGCCCACGCAGCCCCCAAGACAGCUCCUUGUCCCCCACGUGCACAGCUGCCUCAGCCCGAAGCAGCGUCCAGGGGCCAAGGUGGCAGGUGCCGGGGCCCACGUGGGGCCCCCACGGGCCUCGCCCUCCCUCGCUGGCUCCCCUCCCCGCCUGCGGCUCUCCCAGACGGGCCCGGCUGCCCCCAGGGAGGAGUGUCGGACCCCAGAGGCAUCUCUGUCCCUCGUGAGCCCAGAGGGGCUGCAGCCUGUCGGGCGGGGCCUUGACGGGCUCCUGGCAGUGGAGUCGGAGGAGCCGUAACCGGAUCCGCUUGGAGGGCGGCGAUCCGGGCAGCCGCCGCGGUGGAGGGCCGCGAUCGAGUUGCGGCUGCACGGUGAGUUUUCCACUCGGCAGCGUUUCCUCCGCUGGAAGGAGCUGGGCUGGGCCGUCCAGUCCUUGGAGUGGGGUCCGGGGGUCCCGAGGUGAGAGGUGGGCUCUAGAAGGCAGGUCCAGGACCCAAGCAGGGGGCCCGGGCGGCCACUGGCCGGGGGCAAGGUGGCGGUCAGUGCUGUGGCCCCAGGGCUCCGGCCUCGGUGCAGCCCUGGACAGGCUGAAACCCAGCCUGGGGGUGAUUAAAGGCGGCCGCUGUCCCUGAGCCGGCACAUCUCGGGUCCCCUCACCUGCCCACGGCCACCUGCCGGCCACCUAGGAGCUGCCCGGCGGCCACGGCUGCUGGCAAGAGGCGGCGAGGGGGCAGGUGGGGGGCCCCAUGACGCUGGCCAGGCCGAGCCGGGCCUCUGGGGGCCCCCGGGGGCCGUAAGGGGCAGCAGCGACCCAGCAAUGCUGACCAACGGCCUCCACCGCGGGCUGAGGAUCCAGUUCGGCCUCCUCAAUGAUGCCGACCGCUACCUGACGGCCGAGAGCUUCGGCUUCAAGGUCAACGCCUCGGCGGCCAGCCUCAAGCGGAAGCAGAUCUGGGUGCUGGAGCCCGAGCCCGGGCCCGGCCCGGCGGUGCUGCUCCGCAGCAGCCACCUUGGCCGCUACCUGGCUGCCCAGGAGGACGGCUGCGUGUGCUGCGAGGCGGAGCGGCCCAGCCGCGACUGCCGCUUCCUGGUGCUGCCGCAGCCCGACGGGCGCUGGGCGCUGCAGUCUGAGCCGCACGGCCGCUUCUUCGGCGGCACCGAGGACCGCCUGUCCUGCUUCGCCACGGCCGUCUCCCCGGCCGAGCUGUGGACGGUGCACCUGGCCAUCCACCCGCAGGCCCACCUGCUGAGCGUGAGCCGGCGGCGCUACGCACACCUGUGCCCGCAGGAGGGUGAGCUCGCGGCGGACAGCGACACCCCGUGGGGCGUGGACGCCCUGGUCACCCUCGUCUUCCAGAACCGGCAGUACUGCCUCAAGUCCCGCGACAGCCGCUACCUGCGCAGCGACGGCCGCCUGGUCUGGGAGCCUGAGGCCCGUGCCCGCUACACGCUGGAGCUCAAGGCGGGCAGGCUGGCCUUCAAGGACUGCGACGGCCGCUACCUGGCGCCCGUGGGGCCCACCGGCACCCUCAGGGCCGGCCGCAGCCUGCGGCCUGGCAAGGACGAGCUGUUCGACCUGGAAGAGAGCCACCCCCAGGUGGUGCUGCUGGCCGCCAACCGCCGCUACGUCUCCGUGCGCCAAGGGGUCAACAUCUCAGCCAAUCAGGAUGAAGAACUGGACCAUGAGACCUUCCUGAUGCAAAUUGACCAGGAAACCAAGAAGUGCACCUUCUAUUCUAGCACUGGGGGCUUCUGGACCCUGGUCACUCACGGGGGCAUCCAGGCCACGGCCACACAAGUUUCCGCCAACACCAUGUUUGAGAUGGAGUGGCGCGGCCGGCGGGUGGCACUCAAGGCCAGCAACGGGCGCUACGUGUGCAUGAAGAAGAACGGGCAGCUGGCAGCCAUCAGCGACUUCGUGGGCGGGGACGAGGAGUUCGUCCUGAAGCUCAUCAACCGGCCCAUCCUGGUGCUGCGCGGCCUGGACGGCUUCGUCUGCCGGCGCCGCGGCUCCAACCAGCUGGACACCAACCGCUCGGUCUACGACGUCUUCCACCUCAGCUUCAGCGACGGCGCCUACCAGAUCCGAGGCCGCGGCGGCGGGUUCUGGUACACGGGCCCCCACGGCAGCGUGUGCAGCGACGGCGAGCGCGCCGAGGACUUCCUCUUCGAGUUCCGCGAGCGCGGCCGUGUGGCCAUCCGGGCGCGGAGCGGCAAGUACCUGCGCGGCGGCGCCUCGGGGCUGCUGCGCGCCGACGCCGACGUGCCGGCCGGGCUGGCGCUCUGGGAGUACUGAGGGCGCGGGGCCGCG